CGUAUUUGGAUAAAGGAAAAAUGGCUCCAUCGCAAACUACUUUGCAAUUACGAUUGCGAGAGGAAAAUCACGACAAUGUCUCUCAGUGCAAACUCUUGGCAGACAAUGCUACGACACGAAACGUUAUCGACCUCUUGUUAGUAAUCAUAAUUUUCGUGCUACUCGGCGUUGCCGCGCCUAUCAUUCGUGGAGAUGUUUGCGAGAGAGGUGAUGACAUCAGGGUCAGUAACGACGGAAAUACUCUCAAGUGCUCCGUAAACUCAUCUCGGCUGACGUUGACCGGAAAUAAUCACAGUGGCAACUGCCACUGUCAUGUUGGUUUUAAGGGAGAUGGCCAUGUUUGUUCAGAUAUCGAUGAAUGUGCAUCUGGAAAUCAUUCAUGCCCGCCGAAUGCUCGCUGCAGAAACACCUUUGGAUCAUAUAGUUGCGAAUGUUCCUAUGGUUACCGGGAAAACCGGUAUUGCCUCGACAUGGACGAGUGCAAACUCGGAUUACACGGGUGUGAUAAACAUGCUCACUGCACCAACACCGCGGGCUCAUAUAACUGCACUUGUCGAGCUGGUUUUUAUGGAGACGGACGAUCUUGCAGAAAUAUAUAAGUACAGCUGAUGCUUACUCAUCAGUGAUAAAUAUCAUUUCUUUUUUUUUUUUUUUUGUAUUUAAUCUUAACAUAAAAAGAGAAAAUUGAAGUUUU
Pocillopora verrucosa is the source of this 694-nucleotide messenger RNA. RefSeq names its product epidermal growth factor-like protein 6. Lineage: Eukaryota; Metazoa; Cnidaria; Anthozoa; Scleractinia; Pocilloporidae. Gene Ontology annotation, molecular function: calcium ion binding. The record is from RefSeq and is a predicted model, not a curated record.